This is a messenger RNA of Magallana angulata, 809 nucleotides long. RefSeq lists its product as uncharacterized. The transcript is spliced from 5 exons. The record is from RefSeq and is a predicted model, not a curated record. Lineage: Eukaryota; Metazoa; Mollusca; Bivalvia; Ostreida; Ostreidae. Bases 85 to 783 code for a protein of 232 amino acids.
GAUUGCAUCUGCUUCGACCUUGUUAAUAGUUCUUUUUUUUGAACGUUUUUAUUACAGGUAUUUUCAGAGAAGGUCAGUGAUAAAAUGUCCUAUAUAUUCUGUGUUGCCGUAACUUUGUUUGGAAUGUUCGGUUUUGCAUUAUCUGUUGAAUGCAAUCCCUGCAAAGAAAAUUGGGUGCUGAUUUUUCAUGCAACAAGCGGAAGUGGCGAGGAUGUUUUAAAAGCAUGGAAAACAAGACAUAACAAUUGUGACCUUUUAUCCGGAAUCUGUCCAUGUUCGACAAGCAAUGGGUGUCUGCCGCCUAAAGCCAGAUUUGAAACAUUAAAAUCAACUACAAAAACUUUAAGAAGUCCGUAUAUAAAUUAUUGGAAUAGCUUGAAUAUCAAUAAGGUCAAACUUGAGUUAAACACUCGAGGAAACACAGUAGCUUUCAUUGAAUUUGAUGGAAAAGAUUCAAACUAUCUAAACUGGUUUGACAACAGCAGGAUUUUAUCUUCAAGUUGGACCGAUGUGCAUAAAAGUCAAACUUACAAUGUUUUCUCAAUCGACAAAGAAUCAAGGUUUUAUAGACACUUUUACAUCAACAAAAGUUACGGAGGAUGCCCUCAGGAUGUUGGAUGGUUAGCUGUAAAAGAAUCUGCUAAUUUCACUAGGGCGUGUGACUGGGAUAAACAUAGCACUUAUCCUCAAUUUUUGUACAGUAGAAAUGGAAAAGUCACCAAGUGGAACGAUAUGGAAUUCGGAAAAGCGGAUGUUCUGAACAUCUACGUCCAAAUGGGAUAGUUUUGUUUGAAUUCAAUAAAUAUAUU